Cucurbita pepo subsp. pepo (vegetable marrow) is the source of this 1203-nucleotide messenger RNA. The record is from RefSeq and is a predicted model, not a curated record. NCBI's taxonomy places the organism in Eukaryota, Viridiplantae, Streptophyta, Magnoliopsida, Cucurbitales, Cucurbitaceae.
AAUAUCCUCCAUCAAACACAGAGAGAGAGGGCUUAGGGUUUGCUGCCCAAACCCACCCUCUGCUUUGAGCUUCACAACAACAACAACAUCAACAUCAACAUCAACAUCAACUCAACUCUCCUGUGCUGUUCUUCAUUUGCUUAGAGGAAGAAACAAUGGCCCUUUUUCACACUCCCCAUCUCUUAGUUUUCACUUUUGGCAUUCUUGGUAACAUCGUUUCCUUCUUCGUCUACUUGGCUCCUUUGCCGACAUUCAACAGAAUAUGGCGAAAGAAGUCGACGGAGGGCUUCCACGCGCUGCCAUAUUUAGUAGCACUCUUCAGCUCCGCCCUAUGGCUCUUCUACGCCUUCCUCAAAACCAACACUUUCCUUCUCAUCACCAUCAACUCCUUUGGCUGCGUCAUCGAGUUUCUCUACUUCCUCCUCUUUAUUCUAUUCGCCACCAAUCCAAUUAGGAUGAUGACCAUCAGACUGUUUGCUGUGAUGAACAUGGGGCUGUUUGGGUUCAUCCUUCUUGCCAUUCACUUCAUUCCUAAGCCUUCAAACCGUGUUCAAGUUAUGGGCUGGAUUUGUGUGACCGUUUCUGUCUCUGUUUUUGCAGCUCCGUUAAGCAUUCUGAGACAAGUCAUUCGAACAAAGAGCGUUGAGUACAUGCCAUUUACACUCUCAUUCUUCCUUACAUUGAGUGCCAUAAUGUGGUUUGCUUAUGGUGUUUUCUUGAACGACAUAUGCGUUGCCAUUCCAAACGUGGUGGGGUUUGUAUUGGGGUUGGUUCAGAUGGUGGUGUAUGCAAUUUACAGAAAGGGAAGAAUGGAAGAAGAGAAGGUAGCAGAGGAAGUAAAAGGCAGAGCAGUGGUAGCUGAGGUUCAUCCUGUGAAGGCCAACGGAAAUGACGCACAAAAGGAUGUAAUGAUAAUAAUAAAGGAGGAACAACUUCAUGAAACCGCAAUCAGCUGUGACAAAAGCAAUAUUAAUCAAUCUCCACUUUAGUUCUACCUUACAUCAUCAUCAUCAAACUUUCUGUUGUUGUUGUUGUAAUUUCUAUACCAUUUGGGAGUGGAGUGAAGAAGAAGAAGAAGAAGAUGAUGAUGUUGAUAACAUCAGCAACAAUGGCCCUUUCCUUUUACCUACUACUGCUAUUAUUGUUACCUUUGCUUCAUUUCUUCUCUUAUAUAUCAACUAUUAAUCACACCCCAUUUUCGUC